CUGGGGUCGGCCCCGCCCUGGCGGCUCCCUGCCACCCUCUCGCGGGCGCGCUCUGGGUGGGGCCUCGCGGCGGGUGGAGAUGCGGCCGAGUGUGCUGGGCGGGUGAAGCGAGCCGGCUGGGCGGCGCGCUGGGGCAGCCAGAGCCGCGCGCCGCGUCGCUGUAAUCGGACACCCGAGCGCUCGCCCCAUGCGCCGGCCACUUUCCAUUCACUUCAUAGUGCUUGAUUGAGCGACGCAGAGCAGGGCUCCCGGUGCCGCGCCACUGCAACGCUGAGGAUUCCUUUACAAAGAAACUCAGAGGACCGGGAAGAAAGAAUUUCACCUCUGGGACGCCCUAGAAAUUACGGUCUUUGGGGAAAAGGACUACAAACACGCGGAUCCAAACCUGUAGCAAAUUGACUUUUCCGUGCUGAUCUCGUCCCACAUCGGUAUUUUCCCUUGGAUAUUAACUUGUAAACCUGAAGAAAUGGCAUUCCAGGCAAUUUGGGUCUUGGUUGGAGUAUUUGUUUGUUCUACCUGUGUAAAAGGAUCAUCUCAGCCCCAAGCAAGAGUUUACUUAACAUUUGAUGAGCUUCGAGAAACCAAGACCUCUGAAUACUUCAGCCUAACUCACCACCCUUUAGACUACAGGAUAUUAUUAAUGGAUGAAGAUCAGGACCGGAUAUAUGUGGGCAGCAAAGAUCACAUUCUUUCCUUGAAUAUUAACAACAUAAGCCAAGAACCUUUGAGUGUUUUCUGGCCAGCAUCUGCAAUCAAAGUUGAAGAGUGCAAAAUGGCUGGCAAAGAUCCCACACAUGGCUGCGGGAACUUUGUCCGUGUAAUUCAGGCUUUCAACCGCACACAUUUGUAUGUUUGUGGGAGUGGUGCUUUCAGCCCAGUCUGUACUUAUUUGAACAGAGGGAGGAGAUCAGAGGACCAAGUUUUCAUGAUUGACUCCAAGUGUGAAUCCGGAAAAGGACGCUGCUCUUUCAACCCCAAUGUGAACACAGUGUCUGUUAUGAUCAAUGAGGAGCUUUUCUCUGCAAUGUAUAUAGAUUUCAUGGGAACAGAUGCAGCUAUUUUUCGAAGUUUAACCAAGAGGAAUGCAGUCAGAACUGAUCAACACAAUUCCAAAUGGCUAAGUGAACCUAUGUUUGUGGAUGCACAUGUUAUCCCAGAUGGCACUGAUCCAAAUGAUGCUAAGGUGUACUUCUUCUUCAAAGAGAAACUGACCGACAAUAGCAGAAGCACAAAACAGAUUCAUUCCAUGAUUGCUAGAAUAUGUCCUAAUGACACUGGUGGACUGCGUAGCCUUGUCAACAAGUGGACUACCUUCUUAAAAGCGAGGCUGGUAUGCUCGGUAACUGAUGAAGAUGGCCCAGAAACACACUUUGAUGAACUAGAGGAUGUGUUUCUGCUGGAAACUGAUAACCCAAGGACAACACUAGUGUAUGGCAUUUUUACAACAUCAAGCUCAGUUUUUAAAGGAUCAGCAGUGUGUGUGUAUCAUUUAUCUGAUAUACAGACUGUGUUUAAUGGGCCUUUUGCCCACAAAGAAGGGCCCAAUCAUCAGCUGAUUUCCUACCAGGGUAGAAUUCCUUAUCCUCGCCCUGGAACUUGCCCAGGAGGAGCAUUUACACCCAAUAUGCGAACCACCAAGGAGUUCCCAGACGAUGUUGUCACUUUUAUUCGGAACCACCCUCUCAUGUACAAUUCCAUCUACCCAAUCCACAGAAGGCCUUUGAUUGUUCGUACAGGCACUGACUAUAAGUACACAAAAAUAGCUGUGGAUCGAGUGAAUGCUGCUGAUGGUAGAUACCAUGUUCUGUUUCUCGGAACAGAUCGAGGUACUGUGCAGAAGGUUGUUGUUCUUCCUUCUAACAGCUCUGCCAGCGGUGAGCUCAUUCUGGAGGAGUUGGAAGUCUUUAAGAAUCAUGCUCCUAUAACAACAAUGAAAAUUUCAUCCAAAAAGCAACAGUUGUAUGUGAGCUCCAAUGAAGGACUUUCCCAAGUGUCUCUGCAUCGCUGCCACAUCUACGGUACAGCCUGUGCUGACUGCUGCCUGGCAAGAGACCCUUACUGCGCCUGGGAUGGCCAUGCUUGCUCUAGGUUCUAUCCAACCGGGAAACGGAGGAGCCGACGACAAGAUGUGAGACAUGGAAAUCCAUUGACUCAAUGCAGAGGAUUUAAUCUAAAAGCAUAUAGAAAUGCAGCUGAAAUUGUUCAGUAUGGAGUAAAAAAUAACACCACUUUCCUUGAGUGUGUCCCCAAGUCUCCACAGGCAUCUAUCAAGUGGUUGUUACAGAAAGACGAGGACAGGAGGAAAGAGGUCAAGCUGAAUGAGCGAAUCAUAGCCACUUCACAAGGACUCCUGAUCCGCUCUGUUCAGAAUUCUGACCAAGGACUGUAUCACUGCAUCGCAACAGAAAACAGCUUCAAGCAGACCAUAGCCAAGAUCAACUUUAAAGUUUUAGAUUCCGAAAUGGUGGCUGUUGUUACAGACAAAUGGUCUCCAUGGACCUGGGCCAGCUCUGUGAGGGCUUUACCCUUCCACCCAAAGGACAUCAUGGGGGCGUUCAGCCACUCAGAAAUGCAGAUGAUUAAUCAGUACUGCAAAGAUACUCGGCAGCAACAUCAACACGGAGAAGAAUCCCAGAAGAUGAGAGGGGACUAUGGCAAGUUAAAGGCUCUCAUCAAUAGCCGGAAAAGUAGAAAUAGGAGGAAUCAGCUGCCAGAGUCAUAAUGUUUUCUUAAAUGGGGCUUAUGCUUCCAUCAGUAAAUGAUCUGUCUUCAGUGAUCAACUUCUGAGCAAAGAAUCUUGUGCUUUACCCAUGGGAAAUUCCUGAGAAAGGGGGUUACUCACUCCUAAAGGUGAACGUUACAUGAACUGAAAUGAAUAUGCAUUUUCUUGUAUGAUAUUGACUAGCACUAGACAUGUCAUGGUCCUCAUGGUGCAUAGAAAUAUUUAACUUAACCUAGAUUUUAUUUAUAUCUUUAUUUACCUUUUCUUCAAAACCAAUAUGGCGACUAUAAAACUAGAAUUCUUACAUCCCUUAAUUGAACUAGGGCCAUAACCUGUGACCUUCCAUCCUUGCUUUAAGGGUUUAGAGUUCUGUCAAUCAUUUGUAUACAAGACCAAAUGCCAAGUUCACAAUUUUUACAUAGUAAAAGUUAUAUAAAUGCAUGUGACAGAGUAGUUGUCAAAAGAAAUGUAGAAUAGAAAAGAGACAAGGAAGAGGAAAUCUAAAACAUGAGCGAUUUUCAUAAAAAGAUAACAUGGAGUUUAUGUGCUUCCAGUGAAAUAUAGUAUUGGUUACUUUUAAGAUUGCAAAAUUAUCAGUUUUUGAUAUCUGUCAUUGAUCUCUGUUCCCUUGUUUCAGGAAGAUAAAAGGACACCUAACCAUUAAUAUCUUUAAUUGGAAUUAUGUCAGUGAAGCAUUUAAAUUUAUAUUGUUAUGUAAUCGUCUUCCAAACAAAAGCACUUUCUUUUUUGGAAGUUAUUCUAGAUUCAGAGAAUAUAAUCUUACACAGUUUAAUUGAUAAAUGUGUUUAUUCUAAUUUUCUAGUUUGUAUGGCAUUCUAAAAAAUGUAAGAAGAAAUUUCUUUUGAAAUAUCAAACUUGUAUAUGAGGGCUGAAACCAUCAAAAUGGAAAAAAAAAUAGAAAAAAACAAGGUAGAAAAUGCAGUUUUAUUGACAGAAGUUUAUUAAAAAUGUUACUAAUUUUUAACUUCAAUAAUUAAUUUCAAUGAUUAACUCACUUUUUUUUGUUUACCAACCUCAGAUAUCAUACUGAUUUUUAAGUCACCGAUUCUUUUUUUUUUUUAAUACUCUUUCAUGUAUGCUGGAGAGAUGCUCAUUUUGUGGAGAAGUGAGAAAAAUUCUAAUUUGAACAAAAAUAGACAUACUUUAUUUUAAAAGAAUGUUGGUACAUUAUGUUCACUGGUAUAUAAAUACAAAUGUGGUAAGUUUGUGAUGAAUAAAAUAACUAUCUUCUAAUUGUA
Messenger RNA from Delphinapterus leucas (beluga whale), 3981 nucleotides. It is a transcript of the gene SEMA3C, whose product is annotated as semaphorin 3C. Gene Ontology annotation, molecular function: semaphorin receptor binding; chemorepellent activity. Gene Ontology annotation, cellular component: plasma membrane. The record is from RefSeq and is a predicted model, not a curated record. Gene Ontology annotation, biological process: positive regulation of cell migration; neural crest cell migration; axon guidance. Lineage: Eukaryota; Metazoa; Chordata; Mammalia; Artiodactyla; Monodontidae.